GUCCCCUUACCGCCAUUCAGUGAUCCAGAUGCCUUUCACUAGUACUGCAUGUCUGCCGUAAGGCUUGCAUCAAGUGGAGGCAGUGAGCCUUGUGUUCGACUUCAGUAUUUAGCUAGCAUCCCGUUGAUUGGGCCCACCUUUUUUUUGUCAGUUCGAACUCUCACAUUGAGUUUUGUGAGAUGGAAGAGUGUAAAGGUCUCUCCUCGAAUGCCGAUCUUGCUGGCAUCGGUGUUCGGGCGGCUUUUUACCUCCAGAGUUUAUUGAAUACUGUAAUGGUUGUAGUGUCUCCUCGUGACUCUGUUGCUAGUGCUUGGGCAGGUACCUUGUUGACAAUGGCGCUCAUCAUUGCGGCCAUGGUACAGAAGAUUAAACUGCAGUUGACGCUGCACCAUGCUACUCUGGUACUGAACUAUGCCACCUUAUCUUGUAUAGGAUCCCUCGCCGUUUCUCCACUGCUACCUAUUUGGCGUGUUAACCCGAAUUCUAAGGACCUUCCCUUCGGUGACAGAGACACACUGCAUUUUCGAACGCAAACACAACACUAUGAUGAAGCUGUAGAAACGGAAGCCGAUCGUGAACCUGCCCAAGAACAAACUCCUGAGGACCUAGUGGCAAAGAAAGAGGCAUCUAAGGAGAAGCGACGCAAAGAACAGAUUCGAGAGCGCGCAGUUCUCUCGCUUGCUCUGCUCACCCAGGUGGUGCUGCAAUGGGCGUGGGCGACACUAUUAUUCACCUCGCCACUGUACAGCCAAACAGAGUGUAAUGAUGGGACCGUGGUGAUACUAUUUAUGCAUGUGUUCUCCGCGAAGGAGAUUAACGAACGGCUUUUUUUCGUCUGGGCGUUCUGGCUAGCAUUCUCUCUGGGAAUCACCCUCUCGCUUACUAUUUCCCUUGCUAUGUCUGGACAGAGUCGCGCACACCACUUGAUCGUACUGUCUCGCCGUACUACCAUAUCUUUCCUUGAGAACUCUCAUCAUCCCAGUGACUGCUCGAAUGAUCUCAGCACCGCACACAUGCAGCCUCCUGUGCCGUGGUGGAAGCGGCACUAUCUGGUACUGUCUAUAGGGCUGAAACCUUACUUCAGGGAUCGCGAACAAGUUCGCGUUUUUCUGACAUACAUUUUUUCAUUCGUGUUUUGGAUUCUGCUUAUAAUCACAUCGGAGUGGCAGCCGAAGAUGAACCAAAUUGAGGAUGGUGAGAACGACUUCGCAGGUUUUGGUCAAAUCACGGCUAUUCUCUUGUCAUUGGCCCCUUUGUGGAGUUUGACCGUUGCACUUUACCGAUAUCCCGCCCUUCGCAAAACUCUGAGGAGACGACAGCUAGCUGCAGCAACAGGAAAUGGUAGAAGAACUCUUGUCCUCGCACCCGUACAUUCAAGGCAAUCGUUACCCUAGUCAAACGAGGCCAUCGGACCUCGCUCGUUAACACCGACGAAUGAGGCGACAUCGUCGCUCACUGAGCAUACAUUAUCGCUUAGACCAUCUCAAGAGGGAAUCGAUAUAGUCUCUUUGAAGCAGAAACGUAACCUUCGUGCCUCAGGAUAUCUAAUUGAUGGAGCAAUACCAACAGCAGAGACCGGUGUCAUGUAUCUAUGAACAAUACACAUAUCCCGUCAUCUCGAAGCGGACAUGGAUUACUUACCUUAGGAGUAUUUCCAGUUUUCUUAUAGUAUUAACAUUGUACUUGUAGUCACGUAUGUACGCAUAAGUAUAUCCUCUCGUUCG
Molecule: messenger RNA, 1724 nt
Organism: Somion occarium
Lineage: Eukaryota; Fungi; Basidiomycota; Agaricomycetes; Polyporales; Cerrenaceae
Source: the annotation of a GenBank genome assembly